AUGGAAGGAAGUGGUGAUCAGACCAUUUUAACGCUGCCGGAAGACGUGACCUUGAUAAUUCUGAACAAGCUCGCGUGUCAAGAUCCGGUAUCCUUGAUUCUCGUCACGCUAGCAUGCAAGAGCAUUAACUCCACGGCAGAGAGAAACCCGUCCCUGUGGGAGCGAGCUCUGUUGGGCGAAGCGAUCACUCUAGUUGCUUCUCCAGCAGAGCUGCAACAGCUGAUUUCAGUUGUGAAAGAGUUCGGGGGAUGUAGGAAGCUUCUGGGACUGAAAGCGCGGCGCUGGAAGAGCCCCUUGGUGGAACAGCUUUCCGCUGUUCCGGUCAACUUGCCAGACGAAACGGGAGAGAUCUGCACGCCGGACCUGAGGCUCCUUGUGUUGGCAAGAAAUCCAGACGCACAGACUAGGCUUGUGUGGGCGGACGUGAGCAGCAAAUUCCACGGUGUCUUUAAGAAUCACGCGCAGAUUGUGCGGAACCGUUCUGGCACCAUGUCGACGCUGCCGGAAGACGUGAGCUUGAUCAUUUUGAACAAGUUGGCGCCUCACGAUCCAAUCUCUUUCUUUCUCGCAACGCUGGCCUUCAAAAGCUUUCACUUGGCGGCGGAGCGGAACCCGUCCCUGUGGGAACGAGCAUUUCUAGGGGAUGCGGUUACAUUGACCGCUGACGCAGAAGAGCUGCGGCAGCUGACGUCAGUCGUGACAGAGUUUGGCGGUUAUAGGGAGCUUCUGAAAAGCAAAGCGCGGCGCUGGAAGGACCCCUCGGAGCUUCCCGUUGUUCCGUUCAACUUGAAGGGGUCGGCAACGGUUUGCGUGCAGCACCUGCGGCUUCUUGUGUUGGUGCGCGAUCCAAACCCACACAUGAGCCUAGUGUGGGCGGACGUGAGGAGCACCUUUGAAGACGUCUCAAGGAACCACGCUCGAACUGUGCGGAAUCGUUCUGGUCAAAUGUUGGCAACGACGGGAGAAUUUGAAAUACGCGAUCGCACAGGCCUGUGCCUCCUCCUUGGUGGAAGAUAG
This is a messenger RNA of Klebsormidium nitens, 1017 nucleotides long. NCBI's taxonomy places the organism in Eukaryota, Viridiplantae, Streptophyta, Klebsormidiophyceae, Klebsormidiales, Klebsormidiaceae. The record is from the annotation of a GenBank genome assembly.